AUGGAAAAGAGUCAUCAACGCCCUAUCCUAAGCUUUGGAAAAAUCGUUGGUAAAUACACGAUAAUUAAAUGUAUUGGGCAAGGUGGAUUCGGAGAUAUAUACCUUGUUUGCGAUAGCGAGUCAGAUCAAGCGUUUGCAAUGAAGCUUGAAAUCAGCGAAGCAAGAAAGCAAAGUCUUCAUCAAGAGUAUACAUUUAUGUGUGGACUUCAAGGUUCACCCCAUUUUCCUCAUAUGAUUGAAUACGGAGAAGAUGCGAGAAAUCGGUAUCUUGUUCAAGAACUCUUAGGUCCAUCACUUUCUGCUCUUAGAAGAUGUUUCCCUGGUGGAAAGCUUUCUCUUCCAACUGUACUCUGCAUCGCACAAGAAAUGUUACGUAUAUUAAAAGAGUUCCACGGAAGAGGUUUCAUACAUAAUGAUGUUAAGCCAUCAAACUUCUUAAUUCGUCUGGGCUCUCCGAAUUUCCUAGUUCUCAUUGAUUUUGGACUUUCAAAAACAUAUAUUGAUCCAAAAACAGGACAACCAAUUAAAGUACGCCAAUUUUCUGGAUUCAAAGGUACAAAGAAAUACGCAUCGCCAAAUGCCCAUAUUGGCUUCGAUUUAACAGUUAGAGACGAUAUGUAUUCAUGGUUUUACACAAUUGUCGAACUCGCAUACGGUGUUCUUCCAUGGAGUCAUGAGAAAGAAAAAGUUGCAAUUAUGAAAGGAAAGAGAGGAAUCAGGAAUUCCCCUGCUUUCCAAAUUCUUCCACCAAGAUUGCAGAACUUACACGCCAAGAUAGAAGAUCUCGGACUCUUUACAAAGCCUGAUUACGAUGGCUGGAUCGAAGAAAUCGAAAAAUCCUUUGAAGAAACAGGAUUAGUUAAGCCAACAACAUUUGAUUGGGAAACCUUGGAUACAAUGUCUGUUAUGAGGAUUUCAGCAAUCCCUCUCAAGGUUGAAGAAGGAAAAUACGCUAUUGAACCCGAUUUAUACGGCUUGGCUACAGAUGAACAAGGUCAUAUUACAAUUGGAAUGGCUGAAGGCAAUAUUAUCUCCAAGAAAUUCCAUCCUGUAUCAAAGGCUUGUAAUAUUGCUUAA
Messenger RNA from Trichomonas vaginalis G3, 1077 nucleotides. Its product is annotated as protein kinase protein. The coding region runs from base 1 to 1077 and encodes 358 amino acids. The record is from RefSeq and is a predicted model, not a curated record. Gene Ontology annotation, cellular component: cytoplasm; nucleus. Gene Ontology annotation, molecular function: protein serine/threonine kinase activity; ATP binding. Lineage: Eukaryota; Parabasalia; Trichomonadida; Trichomonadidae. Gene Ontology annotation, biological process: signal transduction; endocytosis; peptidyl-serine phosphorylation. The transcript has a single exon.